Molecule: messenger RNA, 2007 nt
Organism: Austrofundulus limnaeus
Lineage: Eukaryota; Metazoa; Chordata; Actinopteri; Cyprinodontiformes; Rivulidae
Gene: slc15a4
Product: solute carrier family 15 member 4
Exons: 8
Coding region: 270-1961 (563 amino acids)
Biological process (GO): oligopeptide transport; transmembrane transport
Cellular component (GO): membrane
Molecular function (GO): transmembrane transporter activity
Source: RefSeq, a predicted model, not a curated record
GCUUUACAAAAAAUUGGUGUUAGCAUUGUAGUUGUAGAUCAGCUUCGCAGCCACGCAAACCUGAUAGUUUGUUCUUGGGGCUGUGUCACGCGACAGUUCAGUGACACUGUUUUUGUCGACUUCCAGUUCUCUUUUGGAAAAAUUAUUUACACAAGACAAGAGAAACGAGAUUUGAGCGGUUUGCAUUAAACAUACUGAAGGAGGCAACUGAACAGCGUCUAUUUUAUCGAUUGAAGGUUUGAACUCACUUUCAAUCUGUUCUCGUCUAAAUGGCUAACAACAGGGAUGCCGAGGAGAGCACCCCUCUGUURGACUCAGCUGACAGUCCUUCACCACCAUCAGUCUUUCAGGGAAGGAGACUCGCAUGCGCCUCAGUCCUGCUUGCUGAAUCACUGGAAAGGAUUGCAUUCUACGGCAUCACGUCCAAUCUUGUUCUGUUUCUCAAUGGUACUCCUUUUUAUUGGCAAGGAACCCAGGCGAGUCAGGCACCCUUGGUGUUCAUGGGAGUAACUUACCUGAUUUCACCUUUUGGAGGCUGGUUAGCAGACGCAUACCUUGGAAAGUUCUGGACUAUCGCCUUAAGUUUAGUCCUAUAUUUUAUUGGCAUGCUGUUUUUCCCCAUUAUUUCAAACAACGACACCAGAAUACACCUAUGUGGAGAAGAGAAAGCAUUUCCAGUGCAACCUCCUGAAUGCACAAACAGCACCUUUCCCCCUAAUAUAAACUGYCCYCUCCGUGACCCUUAUUGUAGCCCAGUAAUCUAUGUUGGACUUUUCCUAAUUGCACUAGGUGUGGGCACUGUAAAGUCCAACAUCACUCCAUUUGGAGCAGAUCAGGUGAAAGACAGAGGACCCGAGGCCACUCGAAGAUUCUUUAACUGGUUCUAUUGGUGCAUCAAUCUAGGAGCCAUUCUGUCUCUGGGAGGUGUGGCCUACAUUCAGCAAAACAUAGGCUUUGAGGCUGGCUACAUCAUCCCCACUGUGUGCCUCGGCGUGUCCUUCCUGGUGUUUCUUGUCGGACGGACAGUUUUCAUCAGAAAGCCCGCUGAUGGCAGUGCCUUCUCAGAUAUGUUUAAGAUCCUAGGCUUUGCCUGUUGUUCAAAGAAACCUAAGGAGCCUAACUUGCUUUGCAACAAACCGACUCUGCUUGAUAGUGCAAAAGUGAUCUAUGGAGGAAAGUUUCCAGAGGAAAAGGUGGAGGAAGUGAAAGCUUUGAUGAAAGUCCUUCCAGUGUUCUUUGCUCUUAUUCCAUACUGGACUGUGUACUUUCAGAUGCAGACAACAUACGUCCUGCAGAGCCUCCAUCUGAGGAUUCCUGACACGGCCUCAAACAUCACAGAUGUCUCAAAUCCGAUGAAAUUCCGCUUCCCGGCUGCGUGGCUCACCAUGUUUGAUGCAGUGCUCAUCCUUAUGCUGAUUCCUCUUAAAGACAAAGUGGUGGACCCCAUUCUGAAGCGCCGCGGCCUGCUGCCCUCCUCUCUGAAGAGGAUUGCGGUGGGGAUGUUCUUUGUAAUGUCGUCAGCUGUGGCAGCAGGUAUUUUGGAGUCCAAACGUCUGGAGCUGGUCAAAUCAAAUGGUACCAUCGACCAAGUACUCGGCAAAGUCGUCUACCACGCAGCCAAUUUACCCAUAUGGUGGCAGGUGCCUCAGUAUGUACUGAUAGGAAUCAGCGAGGUCUUUGCCAGCAUUGCAGGUCUUGAAUUUGCCUAUUCUGCAGCCCCCAAGUCCAUGCAGAGUGCCAUCAUGGGGCUCUUCUUUUUCUUCUCGGGGAUCGGCUCAUUCGUGGGCUCCGGAUUGUUGGCUUUUGUCUCCCUCCCUGUAAUUGGCUGGAUGUCGUCCUCCAUAGACUUUGGUAAGUGGCAUGCCCAAAAAACAUCUAUUCCAGUUAAAACUGUGCUGUUUGGAUGUUUUUCAUAUAUCAAUAAAUGUUUUAAUGUGCUGAAUGUUGAACAAACCUAUUAAAAAUUCUCACUCUGCUGUUCCUGUCUGAACAGCAGUCUGACAGUCC